Prorocentrum cordatum is the source of this 3810-nucleotide messenger RNA. The record is from the annotation of a GenBank genome assembly. NCBI's taxonomy places the organism in Eukaryota, Dinophyceae, Prorocentrales, Prorocentraceae.
AUGCGCCCCCAGAACGGACAGUUGUGCAACGGCACGUCGGACUCCGCUUGCGAGUUGCCCGUCACAGGCACCUGCAGCACGUGCCUCGGCGGGUGCUCGGUGGGCGGAGCGUGUGCCUGCGGCGUGGACGAGCCGUCGUGCCUGAACAGCAACGGCACCUGGUGUUCCGCGCUCGCUGCGUGCGAUGUGUGCGAGGAGAAGGGUACGGACCCGACGGUCGUGCCCGCAGGAUCCAACUUCACUUGCCUGCAGCUGAGGCAGGCGCUGGAGGCCUCCUGGGUGCCGCUAGUGUGCGACCAGGCCCGGGCGCUGUGGGAGAGCUACUGCUGCACCGACCAGGUCAGCCCGCUGUCCAUGAUAAUCGACCAGAUCGAUUUCGACGACAUCAUUACGAACGCCAGCCGUCGCGCAACCUUCGAGAGCGUGAUGGCGAGCGAGGUCUUGACGGCUGCGGCUGGUGGACGCCGGCUGGAGUCCUCGCUUAGCAACGGUUCGUAUGAUAAAGGGCGACGGUUGGCGACCAAUUUGUGGGUAGACGGUUUUACCUACUGCCCCGCCCUCAACCGUGUCGUGAUGUUGCUAGGGGCUCCCCUGGACGAGAACAUCUCAGACGAGGUCCAGGGCUUGAACAGCUCUAUCGGAGACGGGUCCAUCAGCAACGGGAGCUGGUCAAUGGAGUCCAACCUUCGGAGCUCUUUGAAUAACUUGACGACAGGGGGCACGUCGGCGGAUUUCUCGAUGGAGCGCAUGUGUGACAAGUACACGUCGAUGAUGACGACGUGCAACGACUCUGUCGCGUCGGACGACUUCGUGAGGGACCUGCGGAACCAGUACGACGCGGGGUUCCUGCAGGCCUGCGCGCAGUGCGGCAGCCAAGAAUUCCACGAUCCUGGGUGCGUUGGGGACAUGAGCUACCCGUGGCCGAACCCUGCGCCGGGGUGCUACAAGCCCUAUGUCGCGUGCUUCAUGCGCGUGUGCGAACCGGGGACGUUCUCGCCCCGGGUUGGCAUGAUCAGCCUGGACGGCUGCGACCUGUGUCCGCCCGGCAGGUUCACGAACGCCUCAGGCCAGAGCGCAUGCGCGGAGUGCGAGCCGGGCAGUUUCCAGAGCGAGUUCGGGAAGACGGCUUGCGAGGUGUGCGGCCUGGGCACCUUCAGCGGGAUCUUUGGGGCGGCCGCGUGCGACGCCUGCUACGCCAACUCCUACACGCCCGAGGCUGGCGCCACCAGCUGCCUGGACUGCCCUGGCGCGCCGUCAGGCGCCAGCAAAGGCGUGUCGUUUGUGGCGCCGCCGAACACCAGCAAUGAUCUGAGCACGUGCGUGUGCCCUGUGGGUUCCUUCUACGACAAGAGCGUCGGCGGGUGUAUCAAGUGCGACGGCGAUGGGCAUGAGUUUCUCCUGUGCCCAGGCGGGCAUCCUCACGGCUGGCACGAAUGGGAUCUGAGCGUCAGUGUCCAGCAGGGAUACAUGACACUCCCUGAUGAGCCGUACAGCGUCUACACCUGUUCUGGAAACAAGAUGAAAAGGUGCGCAGGGAAGCGCUUGGUGAGGUCUGCCGACAUAUGCGCGACGAAUUUCGACCUCGAGAAGGCUCGCUGCUCCAGAUGUCGGACCGGCACGGUUCUGGUCGGUGACGUGUGCGAAGAGUGCGAGGACGGAGGCGAGCCCAUUACAUGGCUCAAGGCUGCGGCAUCAUUCAUAUUUCAGCUGGUCAUGGUAUUCUACAUGUAUAAGCGCUUCAACAUCCCGAACCCUUCAGGUGCAAUCACAUUCGGAGCGCUCAUCAAUUUCUUGCAGCAGCUGCAGACUUUGAGCAAGUUGGAUCUUGAUUGGCCUUCAACCUUGCAGAAUUUUUGGCAAACGAUCAACUUGUUCACGCUGCCUGGUAUCCGGGGUUUCUUCUCUUUCAACAUCGAGUGUUACGUUGGCAAUGGUUUUCUGGUCGACUUGGUACAGGAGGGCGUUAGCCCGCUCCUGAUAUUUGUUGAUUUCCUUCUUUUGCAGUCAAUUUAUAAGAUGUUCAGGAGCUCCAUGCAGUUCCACUUCGUCCACAACAUUGUCGGGCUGGUGUUCACCAAGAUGUUCAUUUCUCUGACGUCUCUCUCGAUGUCGCUGUUCUACAAGAUCACGAUGCCCAAUGGCUUAGAGAUGGUGAGGGCUUACCCAGAGCUGGAGUUCUCCUCCGACGACUGGUGGACCGCGGCGCCCAUCAAUCUGGUGACUACCAUCCUGUAUGGCGUCACCACGAUCUCCUACGUUGCAUGGGUAGUCUGGACGGCGCCUCGCAGGGCGGCGACGACGGCCAACUUCGGGGCCAAGUACCGGUUCUGCUUCGGCUCGCUGCGCCCCGACUGCUGGUGGUGGGUGCUCAUGAACCUCAUCUUCGGCUUCUCGCUGAACCUGCUUCAAGUGGUUCUGCCGGGCAAGAAUGUGCAGGAGCAGGUCUACACGACGCUGUUUGCUCUGAUCAUGUUCACGAGCUUCCAGUUCUACAUACAGCCUCUCAAGUUCACAGCAAACAAUCGUGUCGACCUCACCUUCAAGAUCUCCUUGAUCGUGUUUCUGGUGCUCGCCACGUCUUUCGUCAAGAGGGACAAGGUGGGCUCUGGCGUGCAGGAGUCCAAAGACAUGUACGCCACCAUUAUCGUGGCUUUGUUCGUUGGCGCGUUCGCAUUUGCUUUCCUCAAGUUCACGAAAUGGGCGCUGUCCCACUGCAACCCUGAUGGCAUGGUGCACGGUCAGAUGGCUCACACAGUGUGGCGCCUCCGGGACGUCUCGACUGCCAUGCUCAUGAUGCCCGAGAAGGAUCUGUUCCGAAAGGCGGGCGGACUCCUUGACAACGACGUACAAGUGUUGCAGAACGCUACGAAUACGAUGAUCAAUGUGCUGUUCGGACAGCAGGCCAGCAAUCACAAGAGACAGCAGCGUCUCAUAGUCGGUGGCGGAGGGUUCCGGGUCUGGAACCACAAUGAGCAGGUCGUGCAGAUGAUCAAGGACACGGAGUCUGGGAAGCUUCACGACGCGGUCGCGCAAAGUUGCCGGUUCCGGUUGCGUUUGUUGAAGUUGGCGAGGGCAGCGACCAUGAACCCAUUGGACGAGCGCAACAGCAGCGAUGAGUACGUGGCACGACCGCAGACUUCGGGGGGGUCUUCCAGCAACAUUGCCACGGGAUCGAGCUCAACUAACGUAUCCCGUGUGAAGUCGACGAAAGACAAAUUGCGAGAGAAAGCGGCAUGCUGCUCGUGUUUCGUCGAUUCGGGCAUCAGGAGACUGGUCAAUCACGCCCAUGGAGUGGCGGACAUGCUUGAAUUGAGCUAUUCCCAAGCUAUCACACGGAAAGAGUUCGGUGAUGUCAUCAAAACCAAGUUCAAAGACCUCGACAUGCCCGAGGAGGAUCUCGACCUCAUCUUCUGCGCCAUGGACACCGACGGCGGCGGCACGAUCACCAUGCGCGAGUUAACCAUGUUCAUGAUGGCCCUUGCUCCAGAGGACCUCGUCACCGCCCACAUGCGUUCCGACGCGGAGACGGAGGCGUUGGCCAGGGAGCGCGACGAGGAGGUGGACGAAAGCGACCGAGAGCUGGCGCGGCUGACGAGGCAGUGGACCGGCGGGCAGGUCGGGCGCCCGCGCUCCCGGAGCUCGGGGCGGACGCCGUCCAGCACGGGCUCUUCCUCCUCCUCCCCGAGGGGCCUUCGGCCGGCCUCGGCCUCCUCGAGGUCCCUCGAUGGCCAGGCCGCCCGGGCGAGCUCACGGGGGAACGCGAUCCCGCGGGGGGGCGAGCUGCGGACGCGGGAGGAGGCGGCUGUGUGA